CCGCCGUUUAUAAAUGGCCUCCCCGCACCCUGCUUGUGCGUGCUCCCUAGGAGCGCACAGCACUGCAAUCCGGUGCCCGCUGUGUCCUCAGGACACAGUGGAACACCGAUCGUCGGACGGGACCUCUGUACGAGGUCCCGAUCAUGUGAUCACUGAUUGGCCAAUCAGUGAUCACAUGCAGAGUAGUAAGCAAGAUGUCACUUCUGACAUCAUUGCUUACUACGUGUGAAAUCUGUGAAUGAUCACAGAGGUCACAUGGUACAAGGCAAUUCACAACAGCCUUGUACCAUGUGACAAGCUGUGACCAAUCACAGCUCACACAGUA
Molecule: messenger RNA, 325 nt
Organism: Staurois parvus
Lineage: Eukaryota; Metazoa; Chordata; Amphibia; Anura; Ranidae
Source: the annotation of a GenBank genome assembly